AUGGCCAAGAACUUAAUGAAAUACACCAACCUUGGUGAAUCUGGCCUUAGAGUCUCCCGUAUCUGCGUAGGCUGCAUGACCUUCGGCGAUCGUCGGGGAAGCUUCAAAACGUGGGCCGUUGAAGAAGCCGAGGCUCUCCCUAUCCUCAAAGCUUGCUAUGAUUCCGGUAUCAACUUUUUCGAUACCGCAAAUGUUUACAGCAACGGAACAUCCGAAGAGAUUCUCGGUGCCGCCAUCAAGAAGUAUGCAUUCCCUCGUGAGAACAUCGUUGUUGCCACAAAAUUGUGUGCGCCGGUUGGCAAGAGGAAGGAAGAGGGAUGGGAAAAUGUACUUCAGUUGGCACCUGAGGAUAGAGAUGCAAACGGUUAUGUUAAUGCGUAUGGAUUGAGUCGUAAACAUAUCUUCGAUAGCGUAGAUGCGAGUUUGAAGCGCUUGGAUCUGGAUUAUAUUGAUCUACUACAAAUUCAUCGAUUUGACCCCCGCACACCGAUAAAGGAGACGAUGAAGGCCCUGCAUGAUGUGGUUGAAAGCGGCAAGGUUAGGUACAUUGGUGCGUCAAGUAUGUAUGCGCAUCAGUUGUUGGAAAUGCAGUAUACGGCGCGACUAAACGGAUGGACGGAAUUCAUCAGUAUGCAAAACUUGCAUAACGCAGCUUAUAGGGAGGAAGAGAGGGAGAUGGUGCCGAGUUUGAAGAAGUUUGGUAUGGGUAUGAUUCCGUGGAGUCCGAUUAUGAUGGGGUAUCUAGCCAGGCCUCAUGAUCAGGCUGCAGAAAGCGACAGAGGAAAAGCUAUGAAUGGGAAGUUCAUGGGGAAUGAGUUGACGGAGGCGGACUUGAAGAUUAAUGAGAAGAUUCAGGAGAUUGCGAAGAAGAGAGGUGUCAGUAUGGCGAUUGUGGCCAUGGCUUGGAGCUUGAGCAAGGAGUAUGUUACCGCGCCUAUCGUUGGGAUGGGAAAGAUUGAGAGAGUUCAAGAGGCGGUCGAUGCUGUUAAUUUUGAAUUAACCAAGGAAGAGAUAGCGAGCAUUGAUGAGUUAUAUCAACCUAGGAAAAUCAUAGGCUUCUCUUAG
Messenger RNA from Botrytis byssoidea, 1065 nucleotides. RefSeq lists its product as uncharacterized. The record is from RefSeq and is a predicted model, not a curated record. NCBI's taxonomy places the organism in Eukaryota, Fungi, Ascomycota, Leotiomycetes, Helotiales, Sclerotiniaceae. The transcript has a single exon. The coding region runs from base 1 to 1065 and encodes 354 amino acids.